Amoebophrya sp. A120 is the source of this 1192-nucleotide messenger RNA. The record is from the annotation of a GenBank genome assembly. NCBI's taxonomy places the organism in Eukaryota, Dinophyceae, Syndiniales, Amoebophryaceae.
UUUCCCAUUUGAAGCAUCCCCAUUUAAGAGCACAUUUCUUGCUUCUGCGUCAUCAUCCAUCGCUUUCUAUCCGUUGUAAAACAUUACUUUCCCUCUCUCCUUGAUUGCAACUCGCUCCCAUCCGAGUCAACAAAAUACCAUGGACCCGAAACGCGCCUCGGUUGCGGGCCGGCCCUACUUCUGGGGCACGGACCCGCACGACGUGAAGAUGCUUCCCGUGGUGUUCGGUUGGUCGGUCGCGCUGGUGACCUUCUGGCUGUACUCUUCGGGCGCGGGGGCCGGCAAGCCGGCCCUGGCGGGCUACUCGAACCUGGAAAACUACGGGACCGCCGUGCUGGUGCUGGUGGCGCACGCGUUCCUGCAGCAGCUGAUCUGCAACCUGGAGCAGUUCGUCCGUAACAUGAUCAACCUGGACUUCGGGAACUUCAGCCUCGGGGAGUACACCCUGGCCGAGAAAAUGUCCGGAAACCACAUGGAACAGGGCCUACCCUUCGUGAUCUCCUUCCUGUGCUACACCCUGUUCGUCAACCGAGCCGUCGGCGUGGAGCUGGGCGUGCUGUAAGCGAUUGGAAGUUUUCUACUUUGGUUUCGGUUUACGUAUUUUGCAGAAUAGUCUUUCCAUUCGAGUUAGUUUCCCAGCCCUCUUUGCGUGGCGCCGGACUUGAAUAGGAAAAAAAAAUAGAUUUGGUGAUCUCAUUACGUUUUGAUGGACACAUACAUGAUAUUAAACAGGUACGUGCUUCUGCGCGCGGCCUACCCGGUGCUGUUCGCGUUUUACGGGCGGGCGACCACCUUGGUGCAGUUUGCGGGCCAGCCGAUGAACGGAAUUCUGUUUUUGUUCCAGCUUUCCACGGUGCUGAAGAUCAUGCGGGACUACGACCUGGUCGGGGAGACCUCGGAGGGGGUCAUGCUGCCCUUUGUGGUUUUGUUCGCCUGCGCCAUGAACAUCUUCGUCAACGCGUCCUACGGUGCCAUGAUCGGUCCGUUGGUCAAGCGCGGCGUCAACUUCAACGCCAACGCGAACACCGGCGCUAUGAGUGACGAGGCUCCGGUCACCACGAAGCAAGCAGCAGCUCCCGCCGCCGCACCCGUCACGAAGAUGAUGACACCCGAAGAGCAGGCCAGGCUGCUUCGCGAGCAGCAGGCGAGGGACGGGUUCACUGGGCGCCAAAUCGCAGGCCGCCGGUUGUAA